Molecule: messenger RNA, 5303 nt
Organism: Durusdinium trenchii
Lineage: Eukaryota; Dinophyceae; Suessiales; Symbiodiniaceae
Source: the annotation of a GenBank genome assembly
GCAUUUCCCAGUUCCUGUGGGCACCAUGAGACGGCGAUGCCAUGGCCUUCGAUUCCAUAGAGGAGAUCCCAUCCUAUGACUUGUUGGAGGAUGCAGAUGCCUUGGAUUGGCUUUGGCUUCACUCCAAGCCCUGGAAGAUCUUCAGUUUUUCGCCCGUCCAGGCCGAACGACGACACAGUUUCUCCGUCUUCGAGAACCUGGCAGCCAAGAGGGAGUGCCAUGAAGCUCUCUUCGGUCAAGGACGCUUGUUGCUUUUGGAUGGCAAGUCGGAGGAGGCCUUGGCCUUGUUGGAAGAGGCCAACAAAAGUUCUUGCGACGCGGGGUACUUGAGUUGGUUCGCCUGGGCCUUGUUGUUGGUCUCGAAGGAUCAGAGCUUCUACCGGCGCUUCUCAACACAGCAGCGAUCCAACAGCUGCUGCAAGGACGCACUGGUUCUACAUCCCGGCUUCUCCUUGGCUCUACGCUGCCUGGCACACCUGGAACCCGAAAGCAUCCCCAACUCGGUGGGUUUGGAUCCUGUGGCGCACUUGGUGGCCUGUGGCAGGCAGGCGCUGGACGCCUCCACGGCGCAGCAGCGGCGUCAAGGCGCCAGCGCGCUGCGGAGCUUCCUCGCCGAGGUCCAGAGCCCUGAAGACCUUCCCAACGUUUGUCUCUUGCUGGGCACCUUGGGCGCGACUGCCAGCAGCUCUGGAUGUCCAGCGGCGACAUCCAGUGGCUGGGUCUCGGCCAAGCUGAUGGCCUUGGAUUCUCUUUGGCGCUAUUGGACCAAGAGCAAGCGGCCCAACCGCGCAGCGGAGGCAGCCUUGGUGGCCGUAGGCGCUUUGCGCUCAGAACGUCAGGCUUGGCAGCGGGCAGUGGUCUUGGCAUUGAAGGCCUUGGCCUUGGACGGCCAGUGGGACGAGUGUUGGCGACUGGCUUCUGCUGAGCUGUCGUUUCACACGUCACGAGAGAUCCUCUACCAAUGUGGACGACUGGCCCAUUACGAUGGACGCCAAGAGGCUCGACAGGCCUACCUCCCACACCUGCGAGGGAUGUGGCCUUUGGUGCCUCAUCAGGUCCAGCCAUAUGUUGGCUUCUGGUUGGCCUUGCUGGAAUUCAAGGAGGGCAUUCCCUUGGUGGCUGCACGCAAGCUGCAGGAUUUAUGGCCGCGGUUGCAAGAAGGGUCCUUUCAGAGCUUGCAGAAGCAGCGCUUGGCCAAGGAGUCUUUAGACCUUGCCGAGCAGCUCAAGGCAGAUGUGGAGAGGAUCUACGAGCUCUCAAAUGCCCUGUGGCUAUCGGCCUCAGGGAAAGACGACCCAGCGACUGUGGCGAACGUGGGCGCGCAGGCGGGGAACGGCUAUAGCCCCGCCUCCACGGGGGGACAGAACGACUCCACCGCUCGGCGGAGUGAGAAUGGACAUGUACACCGGCGCCCUCCUGGAUGGGAAGAACGGUCGCGAAGGUCGCAUGGGUCGACCCCUGAAGAGGCGGCGCUGCCUCAUUUGUCGCCAACCAUCAGUCCCUGGCGAAGGCUGCCAGAUGGGCCGAAGAAGCCGAAACGAGAGUUGAGGUGGUUGGCCUCCGGUCUGGGCUCGGCGUGGAAGGUCUUCGAAGCCUGGCGAGCUCAGCAGGCCUUGAAGUCCGUGGAGGCCAAUGAUGCCUUCCUCGGCUCGUUGUGCAAGGGUCGGCUCCAUUUCAUGCUCGGAGAGCUCGAUGAAGCACAGAGGAUUUGGAGCGACAUGUGCUCUGAGGAGCCAGGCCGCGUGGAAGGCUUGUUGGAACUGUGGAGACUACACGAUGCUCAAGAAGCUCACAAAAAGGCGGUGCUGUGUGCACGGAAGGCGCUGGAGCUGACCACCAGCGAGUUGCAGGUUUCAGUCGAAGCGGAGAUGAUCUUCCAUCACAAGGCUUGGGGCGGUGCCGCCGGCGAAGCGUUGACGCCGCGACACUGGGUACAGCUGCUGUUGGCGAAGUCCUUACGUCGCUGCAGCCUCUGGGAGGAUGCUUGGCAAGUACUUCUGGCUGCAUCACGGGAGGCAGUGGCCGAGCGCCCCGAGGAGGCACGUUUCCAGGGCGCCUACGGUGCUUGUUUGUACCAAGUUCUCAAGCUUUGCGUCUUGGCUGCGGAGGACGCCACACGACGAAACGAGGUGGAUGGCAAGCUUUGGCGGGAGAGAGGCUCUACUGCUUUGGGAGGACUCGAGAGUCGCGCCAUGCAUUUACAGGGCGCAAGUAGCUCGGGAAGCGGAGGAGUCGUGUCUCGUGCAGUCGCCAAGGAUUGGCAGCGACAAGCGCGCUGGUUCCACAGGUUGAAGCACCUGGAGGCCGUGGAGUCAGAAAAAAAGAUGGACCCGCUGCAGUUCUUCUUGAACGGCGAGCUGGUGAAGGUCCAUGAACCCGAUCCCCGACAGAUGCUCAUCGAGUUCCUGCGCGACUCCAAGGCUGAAAACUCAGCCGUGGGCAGCGGAGGAGGGCUUGACUGGAACCAAGAGGAGGGUGAUGCGCUGGGCGAUUCGCUGGCGAUGAAGCUGGAAGCUUCAGCUGAAAACCUGGUGGCCAUUCAGGAGUACGACCUGGCCAACAAGCGCUGGGUGUAUCGCUCCGUGAACAGUUUAAAGCCGCUGGUGGCCUGCCAUGGGCUCUCGGUGACGACGGUCGAGGGCGUCGGCUCAGAGCGAAGAUGUUUGCAUCAGGUGCAGAAGCGCAUCGCUGAGAACCAUGGCAUGCAGUGUGGUUUUUGCACUCCUGGCAUGGUGAUGAAUACCUAUGCGCUCUUGAAAUCUGGUGGAAAGCCCACAGCUGAAGAAUCCAUGAAGAACUAUGACGGGAACAUUUGCCGCUGUACCGGCUACCGAAACCUCGUCCAGGCGUCCGAGUCGUUCUGCUCCGAUGCCUCACCUGAAGCGCAGCAGCUGGCGGAAAAGUGCGGCGCGCACGACGCCGAUUUGUGCGACAAGCUCAGUGGGCCGGAGCAUGCCAAGAUGGAUGUGCCACGCCAAUCAGAUGCUUGGCUGAUGGCGAUCCAGGAUGUCUCCUUCUUCAAAGAAGGCUUUGCCUGGUAUGCUCCCAUGUCCUUGGAGGACAGACGAUCGACCUUGAUCAAUCGUUGGGAAGAAGCCCUGGAAAUCAAGAAGUCCAAGCCCCGCGCCAUGUACAUCUUGGGCGACACAGCGAAGGGCAUUCGCCAGGCAGCCUAUGAGGUGGCCAACGGUCGAGCCAAUGAUGUGAUUUCCCUGAGGAAUGUCACUGAGCUCAACGUCUUGGAGAAGACUGGCACAGGUCUGACCUUCGGAGGCGCGUUGACGAUCCAGCACUUGGUGGAGGCGUUGGAGCAAUACCAAGAAGUUCAUACACAGCUUCAGUGGCCCAAGGCCCUGGCCGAUGGAUUGAAGAACGUCGCCCAGCAUCACAUUCGAUCAGAAGCAGGUUGGGCCGGCAACCUGUUGAUCACCAUCCAGCGUGGCUUCCCGUCGGACCUCUUCCCUUGCUUGUUGGCAGCUGAUGCGGAAAUCUCCUUCGUCACCAGCAACGCUCGGGAUGAGAAGCGCUUGGCAUUGAUGGACUUGAAACCUGGAGCUGUUCCCUUCAAUGCGCUGCUCACGAAGCUCCACAUUCCCAACGUGGAGGGAGCCUUCUUCAAGUACUAUCGCGUGGGCCAGCGCAAGUGGCUAUCCCAUUGCUUUGCGGGUGCAGGUUUCCGCCUUCAGAUGGACGGGGCCAAAGUCAAGGACGCUCGUGUGGCAUUGGGCUACUGGGCAGCCACACCCAGUCGCUCCUCCAAGGCUGAAGGCGUGCUCGUGGGCAGUCAGCUCGACACGGCCACCCUGCAGAGUGCCAUCCGUGCCCUGCAUGAGGACUUGGAGUUUGCGGAAGAGAGACAGUUCCAGACGGUGGACAAUCCCGAGGGCAAGGACAGCUAUCGACGAAACCUGCCCGAUGGCUACCUCUUCAAGUUUUUCCAAGAGGCCCAGAACCAUUUCAAGAUCAAGUCCUGGCCCCCUGAAGAGCUCGGCACCCUGCCGGUGAAAAGGGCUUUGUGGCUGGCAUGGAGGGCAGAUGGCCAUUCCACCAUUCCAUCAGACAAGGUUUGGUUGUUCUACCGUCUCGCCCUUGCCGCCAAAGCUGGAACUGGAGUGUUGGGUGAAUUUCUUUGCAAUUCCUUGCCUGUGCAGCCGCCGGUCAGAACUCGGCAACGAGAUGUUUUUCCCUUGGCCCCGCUUGGUGGUAGCAUGCUGAAGCCUGUAGACAUGACAAGUGGCAGGUGGAGCGUGCUCCUCCAAUUCAUCAACGUGGUCAUUGGCAUUCUGAUUUGGUUGCACGGCAUAAAGCAGACAGUGCCGACUGGCAAGCACACGUUCGCUCAACAAGCAGUUUUGAAAAACAUCGUGGAUCGCACAGUGUGGACACUCACACGCCUGCGACAUGCGCAAGAUGGCUGGGAGCGGUUUGUGCCAGAUUUUGUGCCAGGUUUCACUGCAGGUACAACUUCUUUCCAAGACUUGGUUGCUGACAGGGUGGACAACUUGCAAGCGGCUGGCUUAUGCGAUCCUUUGCCCCACUUGCCAGCCCAUGUGCGGGCCAGCUUGGCAACACCUGAAGGAAUCCUUGACAACAGCGAUGAUUCUUUGCGUGUUUUUGAACCUUUCUCCUUAAGGGUAUGGCACGGCCGACGUGUUUCAGAAUCAGCUUCUGCACCUCCAAAGCCGAGACACUUGGCUUCCCCAACUGCGUUGACCUUUCUGGAGUGCAGCGAUGGAAGACCACUACGCCUUAGCAAGCGCGAUGCUACGUGUUGGUUUGACCAGUUGAAGCUUCCCAGCUCUCUUCGUCGAUACAUGGCCAAACCGCCCAUCUCCACAGUGGAACUUGUCAAUGCUGGAAUGUCAGUGGCGGAUCAGCGGCAGCACAUGGAAGAUGGACAUGCUUGGCGCGAAGGUUUGCUAUAUCCUUUGCACUGCGUCUGGCCUAUGGGAUUUUCUUGGUCUUCUUACAUAGCCCAAGAAGAGAUGCUGAGUGUUUGUCAAGAUGCUGGCGUACCAACUUCAUCUCUCUUGGCUUGUGAUUGCGUGACACCUACAUCGUUUGAGCUUGUUGCUGCGGUGGCCACCGAUGAUGUCAUGAUUUUCAGCGACGCUGGCCCUGGUGCCACCUGUGAAGCAGCAAGAGCUUUCGAUGCAGCUAUGGAUGCACGAUGCGCAGUCCGAAAUCUUAAGAAGGACGUUGACGACGCGCUCUGUGGUACCUGUGUUGGGGUUGACUUAGUAGACGGAUACUUUCUGGAUGUGCCGGGGGGACGCUACUUGGCCAUGAUUCUGACAAAUUGA